This is a messenger RNA of Carassius carassius (crucian carp), 1965 nucleotides long. RefSeq names its product major facilitator superfamily domain containing 5 (gene slc61a1). Gene Ontology annotation, cellular component: membrane. NCBI's taxonomy places the organism in Eukaryota, Metazoa, Chordata, Actinopteri, Cypriniformes, Cyprinidae. Gene Ontology annotation, biological process: molybdate ion transport. The coding region runs from base 332 to 1777 and encodes 481 amino acids. Gene Ontology annotation, molecular function: molybdate ion transmembrane transporter activity. The record is from RefSeq and is a predicted model, not a curated record. The transcript has 3 exons.
UUGAGUAACCCGGAAACACACACACGGAUGUGGUAGAGGAGGUAGGCGAAUAUUGAAGGCGUUUAUGCUGCAAAAGCAUCUAAAAUCAUUGCAUAAAAAACAAAUUUUAUCCUCCAAACUCAGCGGAGACUUUUUUCAAACCCUUAAGGAGAAUGUUAAGAUUAAGAAGUCAACCCCUUCAGUCUGUUAUGAUGUUUGGCUCAUCCAGCAGUUAAUAUUUUUGAAUGCCACAUGAUGAAGAUUGUAACUUUUGAUGAGUUUCACUGGACCAAGAACUGUACGAGGAUGCUGAAUUAAGAUUUGGGACUUCUCCAGUCACCUUUUGUCCAUCAUGUUUGUGACAGCAUACCUUGCAUUUAUAGUCCUGAUGGGACUGUGCGUGACUUUAGAGAUCACAGCCCGCCGACUCAACUCGUCCCAGGCCACACAGACAGCGGUUGCCAAUCCGGCUUUCCGUCAGUUCCAGAAGCUCUUUCUGAAGGCAUAUCUCCUGGCCCUCUGGGCAGACUGGCUGCAGGGACCUUACCUUUAUAAACUCUACCGACAUUACAACUUCCUGGAGUCUCAGAUUGCCAUCCUGUACGUAUUCGGUCUGGCUUCUUGUGUGCUAUUUGCUCCAGUGGCCGGAUGGCUACCACAGUUUCUGGGGCGGAGACAGACGUGUCUCCUUUUCUGCCUGACUUAUUCUGUCUGCUGCAUUACCAAGCUGUCACAAGACUAUUUUAUACUAAUACUAGGACGUGUUUUAGGAGGCCUGUCCACCUCUUUGCUAACCACUGUGUUUGAGGCCUGGUAUGUGCACGGUCACGUUGACGUCCAUGAUUUUCCCAAAGAGUGGAUUCCUGUUACCUUUGGUAAAGUUGCAGAUUGGAAUCACGGACUGGCAGUUGGUGCCGGGCUGGUGGCAAACUUGUUUGCCGAAUGGCUUGGGUUGGGACCAGUUGCUCCAUUUCUCUUGGCGAUCCCCAGCCUUGCUGCCUGCGCCUGGUUUGUGCUGUCUGAAUGGGGUCAGGAGGAUAGACAAGAGGGUGCCAGUGGAGACAAAAAUGCCCCCCUUCUCAACCCCCUACAUGCCCCCAAGUUGCAAAUGUCAACAUGGGCCCGUUUUUGGCGAAGCUGUCUGGACGGGCUGCGCUGCUUGCUGUCGGACCGCCGUGUUCUGCUUUUAGGUGGCGUUCAGGCUCUUUUCGAAAGCGUGCUCUAUAUUUUUGUAUUUCUUUGGACUCCUGUACUGGACCCACACGGCCCGCCGUUAGGAAUCGUGUUUUCCUGUCUAAUGGCGGCCAGCAUGGCUGGUUCCACACUUUUCCGGCUGGCCACAUCAGCCCCAUAUCGACUCCAACCUGGUCAUUUGCUCUGCCUAGCUGUUCUGCUAGCUUUCUUCUCCUUCUUCAUGCUGACAUUCUCCACUGUGCCCGGUCAGCCCCGGCCGAGGGAAUCUCUGCUAGCCUUCCUUCUGCUAGAACUAGCCUGCGGGCUUUAUUUCCCAUCGGUGAGUUUUCUCCAAGGCCGAGUGGUUCCCAUGGAGCGCAGAGCCGCCGUGCUGGCCUGGUUUCGUUUGCCUCUUCACCUCCUGGCUUGUCUGGGGCUACUGGCACUUCACGGGGAGGUGUCUGGGGCCGGUGCAGGGGAGGCUGGCAGUGGCACCAGACACAUGUUUGCAGGAUGUGCGGCGAUGAUGCUGGCCGCUCUGCUUGCUAUCGUCAGCCUUUUCACCUUGGGCAGGAAUGAUGCCGACCUGAGACUAGAGGGGAACAAAUUAGAGGGAGAAAUCUGAGUUGUAAAAAGACGGACACUGGAUUCCAAUAGGAGGACUUUGGUUUUAUAUGCUUUUUUUUCUUUAUGAAUGCUGUUUUAGUUUAAUAAUUGUAUUCAUGGGUUAAACAAAUCAUAAAGUACAUGGUUUAUUUUUUUUCUUCUGAUUGCAAUGUUAAUAGAACCAAUAAACUCUUUAAAAUCUGCAAA